CCUAAGUUCACCUAGACUCCGUCCUUAAUUCUAACAAGUGGUAUCAGAGCGAUAUUAAGGACAUUGAGAGGAGUCUACAGAAGUGUGAAGACCCUUCUAGACCCAUCAUGGCCUGUGGGUGUGCCUAAGUGGUGUUCUAAAGGUUGGAUGUGUCUUCCGCUAAGGGAAACUGUGCCGAAAUUUCGUGGACGCCGAUACUUGUGAAAAUAUCGAGGGAGCUGAGUGUGGACAGCAAAGGGGGGCUGAAAUUCGUCAUUUCUCAAGGAGAAGAUGAAUGAGAGAGGAGGAGAUGCUAAUGGAAGAGGAGCUAUAGCUGAGAAGGCAACAAGAUCAAUGGACACCUGAGUGGCUAAGGCAGCAGAUUCUGCAGGAGGACUUCCGCAGACGCCAUGUGGGAGGCGGUGCUGCCACUAAGACUGCUGAGGGGUAUGGAGUUGCAGGGCGUGGCAGAGGAAGAGGGGGUUGGAGAGGCCGAGGCCGUGGGAGAAGCUUUGGCAGAGGUAGAGGCCGAGGUGACUAUAAUGAGGGGCAUGGGAGCUCCAGUGGCAGGGGGAGUACCAGAAUGGAGGGCACCUGCUGGUACUGCAAGAAGGUUGGGCAUCCUUGGUUCAAGUGCUUCAGCAGGCCGGAGGGAUGGGCACCUCCAGGCAUGAAGCCGCCCAGUGGUGAACGCGCACAAGGUGGCGCUGUGCAAGGCUCAGGUGCACAAGGUGAAGGUGCACAAGAGGAGACCAGCUGCAUCAAGGACCUGUGGCAGCUGCCCAUCAUCCCUUGGAAUGGGAAGACUCCAACAGCAGCAACGGCAGCAGCGGGAAAGGCAACAGCAGGAGGAGAUGCAACUGCACCAACUGAUGGGGUCCUGGAAGCAGUCAAGAAAGUGCAGCAGCAGCAGACACAUGGUGAGAAGUUGGUGAAGGAUGGAAGCCUGAAGGGCUUGGAUGUGAAAGGGGGAGUGAAGGAGAUUGGGAGCUGUCCUACAUGCUUGGAGACCAAGUUCUCCAAGUUCCCCUUCAACAGUGCAACAGGACCAGCCAAGACCCCACUUGCACUUGUGCACAUGGAUGUGGUGGGGCCCACAAGAGCCCCUUCCCUCUCAGGCAGCCGCUAUUUCUUGACAAUUGUGGAUGACCACACUCGGGCAGUGUGGGUUUACCCUUUGAAGAGCAAGGGAGAGGUGGCAGCGGCUGUCCUUAAGGAGUGGAUGCCUAGAGCUCAGAGGGAAUGCGGACACAAGGUGAAGGUGAUCCGCAGUGAUAAUGGUGGGGAGUUCAUUGGAGCUGAUUUUGAGGGGGAGUUGAAGAGGAAGGGGAUUCAGCAUCAACUGACAGUGCCCUACAAUCCGCAGCAGAAUGGCGUGGCUGAGAGGUUCAACAGGACCCUGCAGGAGGGGGCACGCACUCUCCUUGGGCGUGCAGGGCUGCCUGAUCCGUUUUGGGUGUCUGCACUGAGGCAGGUCGCCCUUGUGAAGAAUAGGGUGCUGGCUACAGUUGGGGAUAAGGAGUGGAUCCCAUAUACCAAGUGGUAUGGGAGUGCUCCAGCUGUGAAUAUGGAGAAAAGAGGGAAGCUGGAGGCUUCUGGAAGAUGGGGUGUGCACUUGGGGAUUGCAAAGGAUCACAAGGGAUGGCUGCUAUGGGACUUGACCACCCAGAAGCUGACAGUGUCAAGGGAUGUGAAGUUUCUUGAGUCCCUGUACUACAAGGAAUGGAAGCAGCAGCAACAGAAGCUUCCAUCUACACCACUCAUUGUGGAGGCAGAUGAGUUGCAGCAGCCUUCAAGGCAGGUGGAGGUUGCAGUGUCUGAGGAGGAGAUGUCUGGGGUGACUGAGGAAGGGGGAGCAGCUGAAGUGGAGCAGCAGCAGCAGCAACAUGAGUCUCCACCUCGAGUUCCACACCCGCCUGAGCGACCUAGGAGGGAUGUGCGCCCUCCUGAGAAGGAUGAAAUCCUCAUGCUCUUGGUGUACGUGGAUGAUAUCCUUCUCUUUUCUGCAUCAACUGCUUUGCUGGACAGCGCAGAGCAGAUGCUGGAGAUGCAGUUCAAGUGUUCCAAGAUGGGUGAGGUGAAGUACUACUUGGGGAUGCAUGUGGAGAGAGAUGUGGAGAAGGCUGGAAGCGGCCAAGAGGUUGGUCCGCUAUGUGAGCGCUACGGCAUCAGUGGGAUAGGAGUACAGUGGAGUGAGGCAGCGGUUGCAGAGAGGUGUUGCAGAUGUGAAGAGUGGAGAGAUGCUCUUGAGUUGCUAUACUGACGCUAGCUUCAACUCAGUGAAAGCGGAUGGCACCAGCAUUGGGGGUUAUGUGUGCUUGCUAGGAGGUGGUGCUGUGAGCUGGCGCAGCAAGAAGCAGAAUGAGGUGGGAUUGUCCUCAUGUGAGACUGAGUACAUGGCCUUACACCAUGGGACCAAGGAAG
This is a messenger RNA of Closterium sp. NIES-67, 2403 nucleotides long. The record is from the annotation of a GenBank genome assembly. Lineage: Eukaryota; Viridiplantae; Streptophyta; Zygnematophyceae; Desmidiales; Closteriaceae.